AUGCAACAAUAUACGGAAAAACCUCUAACAAAUGGUGAUAGAUUACAAACAAAAACUAAUCGAAAAGCUUUUGAUAGUCAGACAGAAAUAAUAUCUUUGAAAGAUUCCGAUAGCAAACAUCAUCAUCAUCAUCAUGGACAUAAUUCUCAUCGUCAUCAUCAUAAACAUAGUUCUCACCAUCAUCGACAUGGUUCUCAUCAUCAUCGACAUGGUUCUCAUCACCAUCGACAUGGUUCUCAUCACCACCACCACCACCAUCAUCAUCGUCGUCCUCAUCAUCGUCGUUAUUCAUCUUCUUCAUGUUCUUCAUGUUCAGAUUAUUUUAGUGAUAUUCAUCGAAAUCAUCAUCAUAAUCACUCAAUUAAAUUACCACGAAUUAUUACACCACAACCAUUAAAAAUUAUCACACCUACACCACAAAAAACUAAUACAUCAAUCUAUCGUGAUAUUGGUAUUAAUACAGGAAAAGAAACAAAAAUUAUGCGAGAUUCAAGUGUAACAGUUGAUUUUAUUGAUGCACCAAAUACUGGUGAUAGACGUCUUGAACAAAUACCUGUUAUUCGUCGUACAAUUAUUGUUGAACCUUAUCCAGCACAACCAACAUCACAAAUAAUUGUUAAACCACGUACAGAUAUGAUUGGAAAAGUUCGUUUAGAAAAAAAUAUUCAAGUUAAUAAUAAUAAUGAAACACUUAUUUAUCCAACAACAUCAUUAAUAACAAAGAAAAUAAAACAAAAAAAAACAAAUAUUAUUGAUAAUAAUAUUAUUGAAAAUUUAAAUUUAGAUGAUAUUAAUAAUAAUGAUGAUGAUGAUGAUUAUAAGAUGAAAAAAAGUCAUAGAACAAAAAUAAUUAAAAAAAUACCAAGUGAAAAAAUAAAAAAUGCUUUUUAUAAUUAA
This is a messenger RNA of Rotaria sp. Silwood1, 897 nucleotides long. NCBI's taxonomy places the organism in Eukaryota, Metazoa, Rotifera, Eurotatoria, Philodinida, Philodinidae. The record is from the annotation of a GenBank genome assembly.